CUUCCUUCCCUCUCUCUCCCUCUUUCUGUUUCUACCCCCCUUUCUCUCUCUCUCUGUCUCUCUCUCCCCUCUCUCUCUCUCUCUUGCUUCCUCUUCAACCUUCCCUCCAGUUUGGUGUGUGCAAGAAAAGUCUCAGGGCUGCUCGGAACUUGUUGGCAAUGCCUGGAGAACAGAAACCCCCUAUAUUUUCCCAAGUCCCACUUUAAGAAAAGGAGAGAACAGAGAAGAAAGAAAGAAAGAAAGAAAGAAAGAAAGAAAGAAAGAAAGAAAGAAAGAAAGAAAGAAAGAAAGACGAUCUGCAGUCGCAAAUGAUUGUACUAAAUAUAGGAUGGGACUUAAGUUGAGCGGCAGAUACAUAUCUCUGGUCCUUGCUGUGCAGCUAGCAUACCUGGUGCAGGCAGUCAAAGAAGCGAGCAAGUGCGAUGCAGUCUUUAAGGGCUUCUCGGAUUGCGUGGUCAAGAUGGGCCAAAACAUUGCCAACUAUCCGCAAGACCUGGAUGACAAGAAAAAUCUCGAAACAAUCUGCCGAUACUGGGAUGACUUCCACUCCUGCACCCUCACAGCCCUCACGGAUUGUCAGGAAGGGCUGACAGACGUCUGGGAAAAACUGAAAGAGAAAUCCAAAAAGCUCGACUACGAAGGCAACCUAUUUGUCCUCUGCGGCAAAACCAACCGAGCAGCCUCGUCCCUCGUAGCCUCUGCCUCCCCGGUGCUGUUGGUGGCUCUUUCCGCCGCGUUGGCGACUUGCAUCUCCAUGUAGAAGGCCCUUCACGUCGACAGCACGCGCGGAUCCACACGACGCAGGAUUCCACCACCUUCCUUCAGCCCCCCACCUCCUUUCCCCCCGCCGCCGCCGCAGCUUCUCUCUUUCUCCAGGAAGUGGAUUUACAGAGGAAACGUCUCUGCCCCUUGGCUUGGAGCGGAGUGGGGUGGGGGAGCUUCCCCGCCUCCCCCACCCACAAGAAGUGGGGGGGAAAAACACGUUGUGAAGUCUCCGUGAUGCUGAUGAUCCCAACAUCCAUCUUGGGGAAGGACUGGGGGGCACAAGAGAGAGAAACGGAAGCCAUCACGACCAGCCUGGUCUCUCGCUCGCUCCCUCUCUCGCUUUCUCUCUCUUUUUCUUUCUCUCUCUCUCUCCCCUCUCAUUUCUUUUGCGUUCAGAUGAUUUGCCAAAUGGUCCCCAACGGUGAGCAAAGCAAACAGCCAAACUCGGACCUCAGCUUUAGUCCUCUUCUUCAGAAUUAAGGUCAACUCCAGCCCGCUUUUUCCGUGUGUGUGUGUGUGGGUGCGUGUGUAUGUGCGUGGGUGCGUGCGCGCGUGGGUGCACCAAGAAUCUCAGGAACGGCUUCCAGCCACCACCGAUUACUAAUAAAGAGUUAAUAGGUAAUAAUAAUAAUAAUAAAAAUAAUAGUAACGAUAGUAAUAAAAUAAUACUACUGCUAACACUACUCACGGCAACGAAAGAGGAGCUUGGUUCUUCCCCCACCCCACCCCCAAGCCUGGGGAAAGCAAAGCCUCUCCUGGAAAGUUGAAUUGAGCGAGGAAGCUGGAAGUGGUGGGGGAGCACGGCCGGAAAUGGAGCCACCUGAGCACGUGGGUUGAGCGGCUUUCUAAGGGGAUGAACUCACCGACGUUUGAUCUUCUCGCCUCGGAAACUCUUUUGUCGUUUUACUGAUUUGUUUUCGAUAUCCCCCCCUCCACCAUCAUUUCACUUCGAAGAACCGAGACUCCCUCCUCAAUGUAUGGCGGGAGGGGGAGGGAGGAAGAAGGAAGAACGGGGGGGAGGGGAAGGGGGAAAACAAAAUGGAAAAAAAACAAAAUGCGUUUUUUUUAGCUUAAAAGAAGCGCCCCCGUGGAAUGCUGCUAAGUGUUGCGGAAGGCUGAGCUUAAAGCCGUCAAAGCAUCCUUCAAGUCUUCACUGCCUUUUUCCGUUUAAUUCUCUUCUCUCUCUUUUUUUUUUUAAGAGUUGUCCCUCUUGUUUUAUAGGUGUUUCACCAUUAUUGGCUAUCCAACAGAUCACGGGGGUGGGGGGGAGGGAA
This is a messenger RNA of Ahaetulla prasina, 2039 nucleotides long. RefSeq names its product neuritin 1 (gene NRN1). The transcript has 3 exons. Gene Ontology annotation, cellular component: plasma membrane. The coding region runs from base 329 to 760 and encodes 143 amino acids. NCBI's taxonomy places the organism in Eukaryota, Metazoa, Chordata, Lepidosauria, Squamata, Colubridae. Gene Ontology annotation, biological process: nervous system development; neuron projection extension. The record is from RefSeq and is a predicted model, not a curated record.